Molecule: messenger RNA, 1874 nt
Organism: Nerophis lumbriciformis (worm pipefish)
Lineage: Eukaryota; Metazoa; Chordata; Actinopteri; Syngnathiformes; Syngnathidae
Source: RefSeq, a predicted model, not a curated record
GUUUGUGUCUUGCAGACGUCCAGCAGCUGAUCGGUAAUCCAGAAGAAGUUUCCCCUCAGUUAGGGGGGAGCUCCACUUUGAAGCAGGAGACUCCACAACCACCCUGCAUUAAAAAGGAAGAGGAGGAACUCUGCAUCACUCAGGAGGGAGAGUGUCUUCUAGGACGAGAGGAAGCUGAUUACACCAAGUUUCCACUGAGUAUUCUCUCUGUGAAGACUGAAGAUGAUGAAGAGAAACCACAAGUAGACAACCUCUUAGCUCCACUAUCAGAUAGUGAGGCUGAAGACGAGGUUGAAGUAACUUUGAGCAGCGAUAAAGACUGUGAAGGUGAUAUGAGGACUCACACUGACAACAAACACUCUGAAUGCUCUGCAAAGAAGAGAGGUGAAACAUGUUUGAGCUGCUCAGUUUGUGCUGAAAGUUUUACUCAUAAGAGCAGUUUGACUCGACACAUGAGAACACACACAGGUGAAAAACCAUUCAGUUGUUCAGUUUGUGCCAAAAGCUUUUCUCGAAAAUUUGGUUUGACUCAACACAUGAGAACACACACAGGAGAAAAAACAUUUAAUUGUUCAGUUUGUGGCAAAAGCUUUUCUCAAAAUAGCUGUUUGACUCGACACAUGAGAACACACGCAGGAGAAAAACCAUGUACUUGUUCAGUUUGUGGCAAAGGCUUUUCUCAAAAUAGCUAUUUGACUCUACACAUGAGAACACACACAGGUGAAAAACCAUUUAAUUGUUCAGUUUGUGGCAAAAGCUUUUCCCAAAAUAACUAUUUGUCUAAACACAUGAGAACACACACAGGUGAAAAACCAUUUAAUUGUUCAGUUUGUGGCAUAAGCUUUUCUCAAAAUAACUGUUUGACUCGACACAUGAGAACACACGCAGGAGAAAAACCAUGUACUUGUUCAGUUUGUGGCAAAGGCUUUUCUCAAAAUAGCUAUUUGACUAAACACAUGAGAACACACACAGGUGAAAAACCAUUUGGUUGUUCAGUUUGUGGCAACAGCUUUUCUCAAAAUAGCAAUCUGACUCAUCACAUGAGAACACACACUGGAGAAAAAUCAUUUAGUUGUUCAGUGUGCUGUAAAAGGUUCUCACGUAAUGCAGACGCAGUAAAACACAUAAGAACACACAAGGGAAAAUAACCAAAUAGUUGUUUAGUUUGUGGUAUGUUGCUCAUAUGUGGCGACAUCCACCCUACCCAGGACCUCCUCACUGCUUCUUUCAUAUAUAUCUGAGGUAUUCAUACAAACUUGGAUUAUUUGAAGCAUAAUCUUAUCUACUCAUGACCCCAUGUCUUCUCUGUAUCUGAAACCUUCCUGAACAGUAAGAUAGAUGAUGCUUCAAGUGCUUGGUUACUCCUUCUUCAGUCCAGGGACCAGGGGCCUCAUGUGUCAAGUUUGUAAACGCUCAAAAACCUGCACUACACCCUUUUUCACUGCAAAAUUGAGAUGUAUCAAAACUGACUAACGCAUAAGUGAUGCUGGGUAACUGUUUGCAUAACAAAUUGCCAACUUUUACUCCUCAGACUGAUUGAUGUGCAAAUCAGAGACAUAUGAACAAUUAACCCCCAACACCCACAACCCAACCCCCACCUCCCUCGACAUGGUCCUGGUGGAGAUCUACACUCUUAGUGCUUUUCUUCUUUUUUCAGAGUAAUGAUUUGACUUUCUAAAGGUUUUGAACUACUAAGUGGGUUGAAAAAUAUGUAUGUGUUUCUUGUAGUAUUUAAAAUGUAGAAUUGUUUUUCUUCAAUGUUUGCCCUUUUUCUGGUUUGAACAACAGCCAUGGAAAAAGUCUGUGCACAUGCUUGUAUAUAUACAUUUUUUAUUUUCAAACAGUAGUUGUCCGUUUUUUGAUGUUAGAUACUU